CUCAGAGCGCAAAAGAAACACUCAGAAUUACAAAGAAGAAGAAGAACAAAAGAUCUCACAGAAAUUAUUAUUUCGAUUAUCUUUCCGGCGAAGAAUUUGAUUAUCUAAUGGCGGGUAAAGGCGAAGGUCCAGCAAUCGGAAUCGAUCUCGGUACUACCUACUCAUGCGUCGGUGUGUGGCAACAUGACCGCGUCGAGAUCAUCGCCAACGAUCAAGGCAACCGCACCACUCCCUCCUACGUCGCCUUCACUGAUACCGAGCGUUUGAUCGGAGAUGCUGCGAAGAACCAGGUGGCCAUGAACCCUACGAACACCGUCUUCGAUGCUAAGCGUCUCAUUGGUAGAAGAUUCAGUGAUCCGUCUGUUCAAGCGGAUAUGAGGCACUGGCCAUUCAAGGUUGUUUCCGGCCCGGCGGAGAAGCCAAUGAUUGUCGUCAACCACAAGGGAGAGGAGAAACAGUUCUCUGCAGAAGAGAUCUCGUCGAUGGUCCUCACUAAGAUGCGAGAGAUUGCAGAAGCUUUUCUUGGAUCUCCGAUUAAGAACGCUGUGGUGACAGUGCCUGCUUAUUUCAACGAUUCUCAGCGUCAGGCGACAAAGGACGCCGGAGUCAUCUCUGGACUCAACGUGAUGCGUAUCAUCAACGAGCCAACCGCUGCUGCGAUUGCGUACGGUCUUGACAAGAAGGCGUCGAGUGUUGGCGAGAAGAAUGUUCUUAUCUUCGAUUUGGGAGGUGGUACUUUCGAUGUGUCUCUGCUUACGAUUGAGGAAGGUAUUUUUGAAGUCAAGGCCACGGCUGGUGACACGCAUCUUGGAGGUGAAGAUUUUGACAACAGGAUGGUCAAUCAUUUUGUUCAGGAGUUCAAGAGAAAGCACAAGAAGGAUAUCACUGGAAAUCCGAGGGCUUUGAGGAGGCUCAGGACUGCUUGUGAGAGGGCGAAGAGAACUCUUUCUUCGACCGCUCAGACGACUAUUGAGAUUGACUCUCUCUACGAGGGUAUUGAUUUCUACACAACCAUCACUCGUGCGAGGUUCGAAGAGCUCAACAUGGAUCUCUUCAGGAAGUGUAUGGAGCCGGUGGAGAAGUGUUUGAGGGAUGCUAAGAUGGACAAAAGCAAUGUCCAUGAUGUUGUCCUUGUCGGUGGCUCAACAAGAAUCCCCAAAGUCCAGCAGCUUUUGCAAGACUUCUUCAACGGGAAGGAGCUUUGCAAAAGCAUCAACCCGGACGAGGCUGUUGCUUACGGAGCGGCUGUUCAAGCUGCGAUCUUGAGCGGUGAAGGGAACGAGAAGGUCCAAGAUUUGUUGCUCCUUGAUGUCACUCCUCUCUCCUUGGGUUUGGAAACCGCCGGUGGUGUUAUGACUGUCUUGAUUCCGAGGAACACCACGAUUCCGACCAAAAAAGAGCAGAUAUUCUCGACCUAUUCUGACAACCAGCCCGGUGUACUGAUUCAAGUCUACGAAGGAGAAAGAGCGAGAACAAAGGACAAUAACCUCUUGGGGAAAUUCGAGCUGAGUGGCAUUCCACCUGCACCACGAGGUGUUCCUCAAAUCACUGUCUGUUUUGACAUCGACGCCAACGGAAUCCUUAACGUAUCGGCUGAGGACAAAACAACGGGUCAGAAGAACAAGAUCACUAUCACAAACGACAAGGGAAGGCUGUCGAAGGAAGAGAUCGAGAAGAUGGUGCAAGAAGCAGAAAAGUACAAAGCUGAGGAUGAAGAACACAAGAAGAAGGUCGAUGCCAAGAACGCACUCGAGAACUACGCAUACAACAUGAGGAACACGAUAAAGGAUGAGAAGAUCGCAUCUAAGCUCGAUGCAGCUGACAAGAAGAAGAUUGAGGAUGCGAUUGACCAAGCUAUUGAAUGGUUGGAUGGGAAUCAGCUGGCGGAGGCAGAUGAGUUCGAGGACAAGAUGAAGGAACUCGAGUCUCUUUGCAACCCGAUCAUUGCAAGAAUGUACCAAGGUGCUGGUGCUGAUAUGGGUGGCGCCGGUGGAAUGGACGAAGAUGCUCCCGCUGGUGGUAGCGGCGGUGCUGGCCCCAAGAUUGAAGAAGUUGAUUAAGUUUUUAGCUCUCUUGUCACUGCGGUUACUUUGAUUUUCCAGUUGUUUGCUUGUUGCUUAGCUAAGCUUUCUAUGUUAUUUUGGACCUGCUUUUGUUAUUAAGCCGCUGCUUUAGAAUUUAUUUUGUUAUUUCGAAUGCUUUGGCCUUUAAAA
Molecule: messenger RNA, 2213 nt
Organism: Eutrema salsugineum
Lineage: Eukaryota; Viridiplantae; Streptophyta; Magnoliopsida; Brassicales; Brassicaceae
Product: probable mediator of RNA polymerase II transcription subunit 37c
Exons: 2
Coding region: 108-2060 (650 amino acids)
Biological process (GO): protein refolding; cellular response to unfolded protein
Cellular component (GO): cytoplasm
Molecular function (GO): misfolded protein binding; ATP-dependent protein folding chaperone; ATP binding
Source: RefSeq, a predicted model, not a curated record